UAUGGAAAGAAACAGUCGUAAAAAUUCUCUAAGAAAGGAAUUAGCCGAGAGCGAAGUUCGUUGGUUCUAUUCUGAGCCAUUUAAAUCUCAAGAAUGGGUUUCCUUUAUGGGCAAUGAUUCGUUAAAUUUAGAAAGAAGUUAUAGACAAUUCAUCGGAGACAAUAAAGAAUUUUCAAAGGUUCUAGUUCGUGGCAAUCUUUACGAAGUUGAUUUAAAAUUAAAGCAAUCCUCUCCGAUAUUUUGGUCAAAAAGAGAAGAGGAUGAAUGCCAAAUUCGAAGAGGAACGUGGUUUAAUGACAAUUGGGAACCUUUAGAUGAAGCAUUAUCCGAUGUUAUCGAAUAUCAUCAUAGAAUAUAUAUAUCAAAAAAUGAGAAUAAAGUUGGAAGAUUCGAAAGAUUCAAAAGUACUGUUCAAGAAGUUAUUCAAGGUCCAUAUACGAUUUUAAUAGAUCAAAAGAAAGUAGAAUGGCAUUCAGAACAUGAAGUAUUCUUAAUUGACGACCAAGCAGGCGCAAAAUUAAUUAAAUCAUUAACAAUCAAAAUUGGUUUAAGUAGAGCUGGUAUGAAACUACAUAGAGGAUUUAUAGAUGAAGCAUCCGAGUUAGAUAGAUUACCCGAAGUUUCACAUUUAGUAUUAGUCGUUCAUGGCGUAGGUCAAUAUAUGCUUAAAAAGAAUUUAACUAAAGAAGGUGACAUUAUUGCCUCAACACUUACAUUAAAGAACGCAUGUUCAAGUAUACUUCAAGACGAUUUAGAAGGUAAAUAUAGAAUAGAAUUUUUACCAAUACAAUGGCGAAACAAUAUUGAACUUGACGAAGAUUAUUUUAGUAACAUUACUCCGUCGAAACCAAGAGCAGUAAGAGACGCUAUACAAUCUACAUUCAUCGAUCUUUUAUACUAUAUGUCGCCAAUAUACAACUUAAAAGUUUUGAAUAGCUUAAAGAAUGAAUUUAAUAGAAUUUAUAAGUUAUUUAGUAAAUAUAAUCCAGAAUUUACAAAAAAAGGAAAAAUCUCAAUUGUGGCUCACUCUUUAGGAGCAGUAAUGUCUUAUGAUCUACUUAUGAAUUGGAAUCCCUCUAAAGCAUUUUCUACCUAUCUUCAACAAAAUAGGACUCAGCAAACUAAUGGAAAAUCCACUAAGAAAGUGGGGAUAAAUUUGUAUCCAUUGAUAUCAGAAGGAUUUAUACCUCCAAAAUUAUGUAUGGAAAGAGAUUUAUUCCCAAGUUCAGCGUUCAAAAAUUUCUUGAAUGUCUAUCAUCCUUUAGAUGCAGUGGCCUAUCGAAUAGAACCUUUACUUAGAGAUAAAUAUAAAGAUUACAAACCUGUAAAAAUAAGGAAUAUUGAUGAAAAAUUUUGUACAAUGUUAGAAUAUAAUCGGAUGCCGUUAAUGAGGUUAAAACGAAAUAGAAAAGGUUCAACAGAUUUAUCAACAGUAACAAAUAUUAAAAUUCGAAGACGUUUCAAGAACAAUGAUAUUUUAGGUAUAAAUAAUAUACUUAGAAAAUUAAAACUAACUAAGGAAGAUAAUCUUGAAAAAAUAAGGAAGAAAGUAGAUGAUAAACAGAUAAAAUUAUCAAAAAAUUCUUCUUCCGGUUUAAGAACUUCAAAGCGUAGUUUUGAUUUACCGAUUAUUAGUUGUUUAGAUGCGGAAAGUGAAGUUGAUACAUUUAAGGAUGAAAUGAAAGAUAGGCAAGAAGCAACCGUUGCAGAAACCUUAGGAAUUGCUGGUCUUUUGGGUAAUAUUCAUAAAAAAAGUUAUAGGAAGCAAGUUGAAAAGAAUAGUCGAGAAGAAUUCGCUGAGGAAAAUUUGCAAAACUCCCGAGAAAAAUCUGAUUCAUCUACAGAAUCUUUCGAGGAAAUGAAUCGUUUAAUGAAGAGAUAUGAUUUUGAAUUGAAAGAAACGACAUUAGAAAAUAAUCUUUUCUCGCCUAUAUCAGCAGUUAUGGCACAUUUAAACUACUGGAAUAAUCCAGAUCUUGCCCUGUUCAUCCUACAGCAAUUAACAUCCGAUAGUUACAUUAAAGAACAAUUAAAGAAUAUCCAUAAGCUUUAA
Messenger RNA from Dimorphilus gyrociliatus, 2053 nucleotides. Lineage: Eukaryota; Metazoa; Annelida; Polychaeta; Dinophilidae. The record is from the annotation of a GenBank genome assembly.